This is a messenger RNA of Jaminaea rosea, 153 nucleotides long. RefSeq lists its product as hypothetical. The annotation marks the transcript as partial. The record is from RefSeq and is a predicted model, not a curated record. Gene Ontology annotation, cellular component: PcG protein complex; transcription regulator complex. Gene Ontology annotation, molecular function: DNA-binding transcription factor activity, RNA polymerase II-specific; RNA polymerase II cis-regulatory region sequence-specific DNA binding. The transcript has a single exon. NCBI's taxonomy places the organism in Eukaryota, Fungi, Basidiomycota, Exobasidiomycetes, Microstromatales. Gene Ontology annotation, biological process: regulation of transcription by RNA polymerase II.
UUCUCCACCAGCGGCCAUGCGGCCAGGCACAACCGUAUCCACACGGGACAGAAGCCGUACUGCUGUACAUUUCCGGGCUGUCAGGCGAGCUUUUCUCGACAGGACAAUGCCCUCGCCCACUUUCGAACCGGCCACGCACUCGCAAAGAAUCGC